This is a messenger RNA of Cladocopium goreaui, 678 nucleotides long. The record is from the annotation of a GenBank genome assembly. NCBI's taxonomy places the organism in Eukaryota, Dinophyceae, Suessiales, Symbiodiniaceae.
AUGGAUGUGUUGAAGCGCCGACUGGACCAGAGUAGCUAUGUGAAAUUACUGGGUGUGGUCGAAAAAUGCUGUGUUGCUCCCUUGGCGAAGCUUUGGACCUCACAGCCUUCCGUCGUUGCUUGGAAUAGCGGAGCGAAUGGCUAUCCGACACCCUCCGUGCCUCACAGAGCCUCUGUCGUUUUUGCAGGCUCCUUCAAUCCACCGCAUUCUGGCCACGUGGAAAUUAUCCGCUAUUUGUCAAAAGCAUUCUCUGAGGUGCAUGUAGUCAUUGGCGUGAACCCCAGCAAGAUCUAUCCUGUCAGCCCUGAGACACGUAAAGAGAUAGUGGAGCAAGCCCUGUCUUCGAUUGGGGCCACAAAUGCCAAAGUGUGGAUAUGGGGCGACGUAGUUUUCAAGCUCGCCAAGCAGCUCGGUGCUACCGCUUUGUACCGUGGCAUUCGCACUUUGCAGGAGGAUGGGAAAGCCGAGAGAUACCUGGAGGUUCAAAACAUUUGUUGGCCUAUGAUCUCUUCAUGUGGGGCGCCCAUGAGAACCUUCUACAUUGAGGGCCCUCCAAAAUUUUCAUGUGUGAGCUCUACAUUGCUGCGUUCCCGUUUGAAAUCUGGGGAGCGCAUUGAUGAUAUUGUGCCGGCAUGCGUGGCAGACGUGGUGAGGAAUGCCUACGAUGGAAAACUUUGA